CAUCAUCCCCAGCCAUAUAUUCUCAAUCCACAUCACAAAGUUUCUUACUAACAUAUAACAAUGGAAAUUACCUCCUCAUCAACGUCCUUCACUACUUGUGGGAUGAUUUUGGGUCUUGCAAUUGCAAUAAUAAUAGCCAUUGUUCAGCCGGCAGAUGCCAGGGCUUUCUUCGUCUUCGGGGAUUCACUCGUGGAUAGCGGCAACAACAACUACUUGGCUACAACUGCCCGUGCUGACUCACCUCCUUAUGGCAUCGACUAUCCGACUCACCGCGCCACAGGCCGCUUCUCCAAUGGCCUUAACAUCCCCGACAUAAUCAGUCAGAGAAUCGGCUCUGAACCCACAUUGCCAUACUUGAGUCCUCAGCUCACGGGACAAAGGCUGCUUGUUGGCGCCAACUUUGCUUCAGCAGGCAUUGGAAUCCUCAAUGACACUGGAAUUCAGUUUCUAAACAUAAUAAGAAUGUAUAGACAGUUCGAAUACUUCCAAGAAUAUCAGCGACGAGUGAGUGCACUGAUUGGAAGUGAAGGGACCAAGAGACUCGUGAACCAAGCCCUCAUCCUCAUCACUGUCGGAGGCAAUGAUUUUGUAAACAACUACUACUUGGUACCCUAUUCUGCGAGGUCUCGCCAGUAUUCGCUGCCAAAUUAUGUCAAGUAUCUCAUCUCAGAGUACCGAAAACUUUUACAGACGCUAUACAAGCUAGGAGCUCGAAGGGUUCUUGUAACAGGUACCGGACCACUGGGUUGUGUCCCUGCAGAGUUGGCCAUGCGAGGCACAAAUGGUGGAUGCUCAGCUGAACUCCAAAGAGCUGCUUCCUUGUACAACCCGCAACUUGUCCAAAUGUUAAAAGAACUCAAUUCCAAAAUUGGCAAAGAUGUCUUCAUUGCUGCCAAUACACAGCGCAUGAACAACGAUUUCGUUAACAACCCUCAAGCAUUUGGAUUUACAACAUCAAAGAUAGCUUGUUGUGGGCAAGGACCUUACAAUGGCAUUGGGCUUUGCACUCAAGUCUCCAACUUGUGUCCCAACCGUGACCAGUAUGCUUUCUGGGAUCCAUUCCAUCCAUCGGAAAAGGCUAAUAGACUUAUUGUCGAGCAGAUCAUGUCCGGAUCUCCUGAUUACAUGAGCCCAAUGAACCUCAGCGCUAUCAUGGCCUUGGACAAUUCGACUCCAUGACCAGAACAUCCUUAUUUUUUCCUUUUCUUUUCUUUUCUGAAAAAUAAUUACAAUAUCAGUAAUUAAUUACGAAUGUAUGCGAGCUUGUAUCGAUGACUGUCGUUUACAAGGGUAUUUAUGCAAAUGUCUUAUAUCAUU
This is a messenger RNA of Juglans microcarpa x Juglans regia, 1317 nucleotides long. Its product is annotated as GDSL esterase/lipase At5g33370-like. The transcript is spliced from 5 exons. The record is from RefSeq and is a predicted model, not a curated record. Gene Ontology annotation, molecular function: hydrolase activity, acting on ester bonds. NCBI's taxonomy places the organism in Eukaryota, Viridiplantae, Streptophyta, Magnoliopsida, Fagales, Juglandaceae. The coding region runs from base 61 to 1179 and encodes 372 amino acids.